GCGAUCACCGGACCGGCCGGCGGCGGAGACCAUGAAGGGGAGGUCGCUGUUCAAGAGCCCUCUCCCCCGCAGCUACCUCUCCGACACCUCCAGCGCCUCGUCGUCGUCGGCCGCCGUCGCCACCCACCGCGUCUACCAAGUCUGGAGAGGAAAGAAUAGAUUCCUCUGCGGCGGCCGGCUCAUCUUCGGCCCGGACGCCAGCUCCAUCGUGCUCACGGCGGCGCUCAUCAUGACGCCGCUCGCGCUCUUCGUCGCCUUCGUCUCGUUCCGCGUCGCUGACCUCAUCGGCAAGCCGCUCGGCACCGCCGUCCCGGCGACCGCCAUGGCCGUCGGCGUAUUCGACGUGGUGGUGCUGGUGCUGACCUCCGGGCGGGACCCCGGCAUCAUCCCCCGGAGCGCGCGGCCGCCGGAGCCCGACGACGGCGACAGCACGGCCUCCCCCGCCGGCGGCGGCGCGCCGUCGUGGUCGCUCCCGCCGACGCGCGACGUGUACGUGAACGGCAUGGUGGUCAAGGUCAAGUACUGCCACACGUGCAUGCUCUACCGGCCGCCGCGCUGCUCCCACUGCUCCGUCUGCAACAACUGCGUCGACCGCUUCGACCACCACUGCCCCUGGGUCGGCCAGUGCAUCGGCCGCCGGAACUACCGCUUCUUCUUCCUCUUCAUCUCCUCCACCACGUUCCUGUGCCUCUACGUGUUCGGCUUCUCCUGGGUGAACCUGCUGCUCAUCUCGCGGCGGUACGGCGUGGGGCUCGGCGGCGCCGUCGCGGAGUACUCGCCGGUGUCGGGCUUCCUCAUCGCCUACACCUUCGUCACCGCGUGGUUCGUCGGCGGGCUCACGGCGUUCCACUCGUACCUCGUCUGCACCAACCAGACCACGUACGAGAACUUCCGGUACCGGUACGAGGGGAAGGCCAACCCCUUCAACCGCGGCGCCGCCGCCAACGUCGCCGAGAUCUUCUUCUCGCCGAUCCCGCCGUCGAGGAACGACUUCCGGGCCAAGGUCUCCCCGGCCGACCCCGACGCCGCCGCGCUCUACUACCUCGGCCCGCUCUCGUCCGAGUCGCGGAUCAGCUUCUACACCCGGGCCAGCCUCAGCUUCGACAUGGCCAAGGCCAGCUUCGACCUCGGCUACUCCGCCAAGCGCACCAGCGUCGCGUCGUCCUCCGACUUCGGCGACAUCUACGGCGGCGGCGAAGGCAGCCACGUCUCGACGGCGGCGCACCAGCAGCAGCCGCGGCACUCCAUCUUCGGCGGCCCGGGCAGGGAGCCCAAGAAGGUGGAGGAGGAGGCCGACGCGGUCACGGCGGAGCUCGGGGCGACCAUGCAGCAGUACGCCGGCGCCGGCCGGCCGCGCGGGUGGGAGUUCGAGGCGGUGUGAUCGAUCAGCUAGCGCUGCGGACAUGGCCGAUCGAGAAGGGAGGGGAUCGAUCGAAGGAGCAAACGCCGCCGUUCUUGCGAACGCGAUUUGCUUGCGCUUGUUUUUUUUCGUGUGAUGUGUACGUCCGUGUUUGUAUAUGUAGAAUUCUUCUACUUGCUUCCUGCUGGUACACCGUAGUUGGUUCAAGGCGUCAUGUAUGUAUAUAUAGUUGUAUACAUGUAUAUAUGUAUAUAUAGGCUGCCUAUGCACAUACAUGCA
Panicum virgatum (switchgrass) is the source of this 1639-nucleotide messenger RNA. RefSeq names its product probable protein S-acyltransferase 6. The coding region runs from base 32 to 1381 and encodes 449 amino acids. Gene Ontology annotation, biological process: peptidyl-L-cysteine S-palmitoylation; protein targeting to membrane. The record is from RefSeq and is a predicted model, not a curated record. Gene Ontology annotation, cellular component: Golgi apparatus; endoplasmic reticulum. Gene Ontology annotation, molecular function: protein-cysteine S-palmitoyltransferase activity. Lineage: Eukaryota; Viridiplantae; Streptophyta; Magnoliopsida; Poales; Poaceae. The transcript is spliced from 3 exons.